Messenger RNA from Aethalodelphis obliquidens (Pacific white-sided dolphin), 459 nucleotides. RefSeq names its product leucine rich single-pass membrane protein 2 (gene LSMEM2). Lineage: Eukaryota; Metazoa; Chordata; Mammalia; Artiodactyla; Delphinidae. The transcript is spliced from 4 exons. The coding region runs from base 1 to 444 and encodes 147 amino acids. The record is from RefSeq and is a predicted model, not a curated record.
AUGCCGGAGGAGGCCCAAGAAGACACCGUGGCACCGACAAGGAGCAGGGCACCACUGGCUCCUAAUCAUGUGCAGGAGGUUCGCCUACACCGGGUGGAGUCCAUCAGCGAUCUACACAGUGGAGGUUCACUGUGGCCCUACCUGGCUGAGGAGGCGCAGCCAUGGGAUGAGCUGCUGGGCAUCCUGCGUCCACCGAUGUGCACCCAGACCGGCUGCCGUCCCGUGCACAGCCGCGGCAGCUUCCUGCUGCUGCUUGCACUGCUCGUGCUCACCUGCCUGGCGUUGGCUGUCCUGGCCGUCUACCUGAGUGUGCUGCAGAGCGAAUCCCUACGCGUUCUGGCACACACACUGCAAACGCAGGAGGAAAUGCUGCUCAAACUCCGGCUCGCCAGCCUCAGCCAGCUGCGGAGGCUCAACUCGAGUGAGGCCCGAGCACCCAGUUGAGAUGCCACUUGGACC